This is a messenger RNA of Trichoderma virens Gv29-8, 1854 nucleotides long. RefSeq lists its product as uncharacterized. Lineage: Eukaryota; Fungi; Ascomycota; Sordariomycetes; Hypocreales; Hypocreaceae. The transcript has 3 exons. The record is from RefSeq and is a predicted model, not a curated record. The coding region runs from base 1 to 1854 and encodes 617 amino acids. Gene Ontology annotation, molecular function: ATP binding; hydrolase activity; DNA binding.
AUGCUGGGACUGGCGUCCCCUCAGUUGAAGCUCCGAGACUAUCAACAAGAAUGCAUCAAAUCCGUAGUCUUGUCUCUGAAGCGAGGACAUAAGCGAGUUGGCAUAUCUCUGGCCACCGGUAGUGGCAAGACAGUCAUCUUUACUCAGCUCAUUGACAAGGUCCACGACCGCGUCAAAAAUGCUGACCAGACUCUCAUCCUGGCCCAUCGCCGUGAGUUGGUUGAGCAGGCUGCUAAGCACUGUCAGCUUGCGUAUCCGGAUAAGAGGAUUGAGAUUGAGAUGGGCUCUCUCCAUGCGUCUGGCACGGCGGAUAUCACCAUUGCAAGCGUCCAAAGCAUAACCUCAAAGGGUCGACUGGACAAGUACGACCCUUCAAAGUUCAAGCUCGUCCUUGUCGACGAGGCCCAUCACAUUGUUGCGCCGGGCUAUCUUAGAACAUUGAAGCACUUUGGUCUCGACGAGAAGCGAUACAACUCGCCCAUUCUGAUAGGAGUAUCGGCUACGUUUUCUCGAUUCGAUGGUGUCAAGCUUGGCGCCGCUAUUGAUGAGAUUGUCUACCACAAGGACUAUGUGGACAUGAUCUCGGACAAGUGGCUCUCGGAUGUUGUCUUUACGACGGUCGAGUCAUCCGCCAACUUAUCCAAAGUCAAGAGCGGCGCAUUCGGUGACUUUCAAACGGGAGAGCUAUCCAAAGUCGUCAACACCGAUAUCAUCAACGACAUCACCGUUCGCAGCUGGAUGGCCAAAGCCCCGGACCGCAAAUCGACCUUGGUUUUCUGCGUCGACCUGGCACACGUCUCAGGCCUGACACGGAAAUUCCGCGAGCACGGGUUUGACGCUAGAUACGUCACCGGCGACACGCCAAAGGUCGAGAGAAGCGCCAUUCUCGAGUCCUUCAAGAAGCGCGAGUUCCCCGUGCUCGUCAACUGCGGCGUCUUCACCGAGGGCACCGAUAUCCCCAACAUCGACUGCAUCGUGCUGGGUAGGCCGACGAGAUCGCGCAACUUGCUGGUGCAGAUGAUUGGGAGAGGCAUGAGGCUGCAUCCGGACAAGAAGAACUGCCACAUCAUCGACAUGGUCUCUAGUCUUGAGACGGGCAUCGUCACGACGCCAACACUGUUCGGCCUCGAUCCGAAUGAAUUGGUCGAAAAGGCCUCAGUCGAUGACAUGAGAAAAAUCAAGGACCAAAAGGCAGCAGAGGCGGAACAGCAACAGGAGAGCUCGGGCGCCAAUCCAACCUCUUCUCCAGCAGUGACCUUUACCGAUUACUCCUCCGUCCUGGAUCUCAUCGCCGACACCUCUGGCGAGAGACACAUCCGCGCCAUCAGCCAGUACGCAUGGGUCCAAGUCGGCCCGGAGCGCUUCGUCCUCUCCGCCCCGAGCGGAUCCUACAUCCGCAUCGAGAGGCUCGCCGAGCAAAAGGGCGCCUCGGAACCCACCUACCACGCGCUCGAGAUCCGCGCCCUCCCCACCGGCAUAGCAAAGUCCCCCUAUGCCGCUCCGCGCGAGAUCCUCAAGGCCGCGACGUUCAACGACGCGGUCCACGGCGCCGACAGCUACGCCGCCAGCGCAUUCCCCCACACUUUCAUCCACCGGCACCAGUCCUGGCGAAGACUACCCCCGACGCAGGGCCAGGUGGACUACAUCAACAAGCUCCGCGGGAAGAGCAAGCCCCUGACCACGGGGGAGCUGACAAAGGGCAAGGCGGCCGACAUGAUCACGAAGCUGAAGCACGGGGCUCGCGGCCAGUUUGCGAGGAUGGAGGCGGAGCAGCGGAGGCGGGAGAAGACGAGAUAUACCCUUGAGACGAGGCAGGACAGGGAAUACGUCAGGGUCGGGCCGCUGUCGGCUUGA